Molecule: messenger RNA, 1338 nt
Organism: Sturnus vulgaris (Common starling)
Lineage: Eukaryota; Metazoa; Chordata; Aves; Passeriformes; Sturnidae
Gene: P2RY13
Product: purinergic receptor P2Y13
Biological process (GO): negative regulation of adenylate cyclase activity; G protein-coupled receptor signaling pathway
Cellular component (GO): membrane
Molecular function (GO): G protein-coupled purinergic nucleotide receptor activity
Source: RefSeq, a predicted model, not a curated record
UCCCCACUCUUAACACUUUGCUCGAGGCUCCUGCUGGCAGAGAAGCAGCAGAUGAGACAGGGACAGCACAGAGGCCUCUGCUGCAGGUUUGCCCAGUCUGUUCCCAGAGAUGGGAGACCCUGCAAACACGAGCACAGUUGCUAACAGCAGUGGAGCCCCCUCCCCUGCCCCGUGCCCCCGUGACACCACCAUCACCCAUCUGCUCUUCCCCGUGCUCUACACCCUCAUCUUCCUCCUGGGACUCGUGCUCAACAGCCUGGCUUGCUGGGCUUUCUUCCACAUUCCAAGCACCUCAACUUUCAUUGUCUACUUGAAGAAUAUCCUAGUUUCUGACUUCAUAAUGACCCUGAUGCUGCCUCUGAAGAUCCUGGCAGACUCUGGCCUGGCCCCGUGGCAGCUCAAAGCCUUUGUGUGUCGCUUCUCAGCCGUGGUGUUCUAUGACACCAUGUACAUCAGCAUCGUGCUGCUGGGGCUCAUCGCUUUCGACAGAUUUCUCAAGAUUGUGAGGCCUUUUGGGAAGUUCUGGGUGCAAAACCUGACCUCAGCAAAGAUCCUGGCGAGCCUGGUCUGGCUCUUCUUCCUCGUUCUGUCUCUGCCCAACAUGAUCCUGUCCAACAAGGCGGCGACGCCGCAGUCCGUGAGGAAGUGUGCCUCCCUGAAGAGCCCCCUCGGGCUCAGGUGGCACGAGGCUGUCAACUACAUCUGCCAGCUCAUCUUCUGGACCGUCCUCAUCCUCAUGCUGCUGUUUUACGUCAUUAUUGCCAAAAAGGUGUACGAGUCCUACAGAAAAACACAGAAGAAAGACAACAGAAGCGAAAAACGGAUCAAGGGGAAAGUGUUCAUCAUUUUUACCGUGUUCUUCUUAUGCUUUGCCCCCUUCCACUUCAGCAGGGUGCCCUACACUCUGAGCCAAACCAGCGGCCUCAUGGGCUGCCGCCUGCAGAACCAGCUCUUUGUGGCCAAGGAGAGCACGCUGUGGCUGGCAGCCACCAACGUCUGCAUGGACCCCCUGAUCUACCUGCUCCUGUGCAAGCCCUUCGUGGAGAAGGUGCUGUGCAGGAGGGUGAAGGCUCUGCACAGAACAGUCCACCCCAGCCCAAACACUGAGCUGGACACGAGGGUGUCCCCCACUGAGUCCUGAUUCUGCACUGCACGCCCUGCUCUGCGUGUUCAUAGAGAACUGGGGAAAUAGCUUGGUCUUCUUCUGCUGAAGAACACAAAAAGCGUUUGCCAAGUCAUAUUAACAGUCAAUAAAUGCAGCAAAAUGGAUUUUCUAUGUACACUCACUGCAUGGCCUCGAUGGGCAAAAGGCUCCUGCUCAAACUAAGACAAUCCCCA